Molecule: messenger RNA, 1875 nt
Organism: Chaetomium strumarium
Lineage: Eukaryota; Fungi; Ascomycota; Sordariomycetes; Sordariales; Chaetomiaceae
Exons: 1
Source: RefSeq, a predicted model, not a curated record
AUUGCGCACCGUCAGCCAGAACCCUGCCUGCAAGGGAUCUCAUCGGGUACAGCCUUCGUAUCGUCUUGCUCGACGGCGAUUUAUUCCGCCCCAGCCCGUUCAGCUUCCUUGACCUCGCCUGAUACGGAUGCAGCCAAGAAGGAUCGCGGUAAAUUGAAGGACGAUACGCCUCCCAAACCAGGUCCAGUCCUAACUACCACUACUCGCGACCGUACGGAUGAUAUCCGCAAAGCAUUGCCGAUUGACAUCCCUCGUGUGGCACAACGUCCCACGACAACCGAUCCUUUCUUUCCUUUCUUCAUCCCCCCGGGCUAUCCAGCGCUCAGAUUUCACCCUCGCAUCCCAAAUGGACCAAAUGGAGAACCCAACGUGCGAAAUGGCGAGGCGCGGCAACCCCCCCGGGCUCAACAAGUGCCGCAGGCCAACCCAGCAGGCCCGCAAGUCCGGGUUCCGACAGUCAACAUGAAGGGAGUGGGCAUCCACGUCUUGGGUGGAUUGGUGGAAGAAACGGUUGGCUGCAUCGGUUCGCUCUUUGCCAGACAGGUUCCAGGGGAUGAUGUAUCCGCCCCCUACGGCAGGUGGAAAAUCAAACGACACCACUACAUGACCUGGCCGCAACCUGACUUCGGGCCGUGGAACAAGGAGUUCGAUGAGUGGCUGGAAUCGCUUCGCACGAUCUUCGAGCCAUGGGAGGAGCAGUUCAUCGAGUCGCUUGUCGGCGGCUAUGCCGAAGAAACGACGCGCUUCCGGAGCAUGAUUGAAGAUCAUCUCGAGGAACUCGGUGCUGUCUAUGAGUCGUUGGUGUCCAUUCAGAAGGACCUCGCAGACUUAAAUGUCACCCGCGAAGCGGCCCUGUCGGACGAAUUGCUACGCCCAGCAAACCAACAGUUGAAGUGGGCACAGCGGACCAAAGUCCUUGGUAUGGUCGCUAAGAAUGAAGAACAGCUCACAAAUCGACUUAAGCUUGUCAAGCGAGACCUGCGCAAGAUCAUCCAUCGUGGCUGCAGCAAGCUGGAGGACGUACUGGUGUAUGACUUUGGCCGAGGCACCGCAGUUGACGCAUAUCUCAGCAGGGAGGUUCUGAAGAAAGAGGCCGAAGAAGAGUUCACGGAGCUUGUGAUCUCAGGAGCAAUGAUUGGGUUACGCGGCAGGUUCAAGGACCAGGACGAGCAUACUCGUAACGUGAUCUUGGAGCACACCAAACUUGCCGUCGAAGAGAUGAUGAAGCGAUUUGGCCAGCCAUACAAGCCCAGCAAGUUCUUCCCCCUUACGCCGAAUCUUGAUACUCUGAUCACCAAUGUGCCAGAGUGGUUCUUCCUUCUAGAGCGCAAGGGGACCGUCAAGCUUCACGGCGCCAGUGCCAUGGAACGAUACAAGGAGCUCGUUCAAGUGCUUGGGAGGACGUCUGCCAUGGCAGGAGAUGAACAGCGGGCCGCAGAGGAACUCCCUAAGAAGCCAUUCACCAAAGAAUUUCACAACCCCCAUCCUGGUUGGCCGAGCUACAAGCAGCGUACGGUUGGCGGUUGGUGGACCUGCCGCAGCGGUCCCGGUGCAUCCCGCGCCGAGAUCAGGUGCAAACUUUGCCAUCCCGAGGGUUCUGCUGGACAGGCAACAGAAACUAUCAUUUACCCAUCGGCGGCAGAUGAGCACAAGCAUAUCCUCGCCGAGAUUGAGGAAGCAAUGGCUGAAGCCAACCAGAAGGACCGGCUCAGGCUCAAGCACCAGUUGCAACAAGACAAACAGAACUACGACACGUAUUGGCAACAGCGGGAGUGGCGCCGCUCGGGCGGUGGAGUGAAGCUCCACGAGCUGCUGUACGGCAUGGGGGUCAACGAGCUGAAUCACCGCCCGGGGAUCGAACGGUCGCGCUCGUGG